GUCAUAGUGUAAUUGGAUUGGGAUGGUAUUGAAGGAAAUAAACAAAUUCGAGUUUGUCUGAUCAUGAUUUAAAAUUAAUUGGAAUGCAAAUUUUACUUAUAUGACUUGAAACGUAGUGCUAUUCAUUGGAUUUAAAAUUUUCUGAUUUAGUUAUGAAAUUCGGGUGGUUGUACCGUUCCAUGUUUGUGAUGCGUCGUCAAUUCGUAAGGUUGUUGAGACUACGAAACCUCCUUACUAUAACCUUUUUAGUCAUCUUGCUGUAUAUAGUAAAGACUUUUAAUAAUAUCAGCAAAACUAACAUUGGAACAAUUGAUUAUUUUGUUCCAAAGAGUUUGAAGAAAAUUGACUGGCACAAUUAUACACAAAUUGAAUAUGAAAGAAAACGUCAAGGUAUUGGUGAGCAAGGUUUACCAGCACGGCUACCUAAAUCUUUGGCUUUUCUUGAGGAACAAUUAUAUUCCGUUAAUGGCUUCAAUGGAGCAUUGAGUGAUAAAAUAGCUUUAAACAGAUCUUUACCAGACAUAAGACAUCCAGGUUGCAAGGUUCGCAAGUACAUAGAGUCAUUACCGACUGUUAGUGUGGUGGUUCCCUUCCACAAUGAACACUGGAGUACAUUGCUCAGGACGGCAUAUAGUGUUCUUAUCAGGUCCCCAGAAUUUCUUAUAAAAGAGGUGUUUUUAGUUGACGAUGCAAGCACAAAGGAUUUCCUAAAGCAGAAGUUAGAAGACUAUCUAUCUAAGCAUUUACCGAAGGUGAAAGUGGUGCGAUUAGCGCAGCGGAGUGGUCUGAUAGCGGCGCGGCUGGCGGGCGCCGCGCGGGCCUCCGCCGACGUCUUACUGUUCUUAGACUCGCACACUGAGGCCACUGUUAACUGGCUACCACCGCUACUAGAGCCGAUAGCGCUAAGCUACCGCACGGUGGUGUGUCCGUACAUCGACGUGAUCGCCUACGACACGUUCGAGUACCGCGCGCAGGACGAGGGCGCGCGCGGCGCCUUCGACUGGGAGCUCUUCUACAAGCGCCUGCCAGUGCUGCCCCGGGACCAGGACAACAUGCCGGAGCCAUUCCAGAGCCCGGUGAUGGCGGGCGGGCUGUUCGCGAUGUCGCGCAAGUUCUUCUGGGAGCUGGGCGGGUACGACCCCGGCCUCGACAUCUGGGGCGGCGAGCAGUACGAGCUCAGCUUCAAGAUCUGGCAGUGCGGCGGGCGCAUGGUGGACGCGCCGUGCUCGCGCGUCGGACACAUCUACAGGAAGUUCGCGCCCUUCCCCAACCCGGGCCACGGGGACUUCGUCGGCAGGAAUUACAGGCGCGUGGCGGAGGUGUGGAUGGACGAGUACGCGCAGUAUCUGUACAAGCGGCGGCCGCACUACCUGCACAUCGACACGGGAGAUAUCUCACACCAGAAGAAGUUGCGAGAGAAGCUGCAAUGUAAAUCCUUUAGGUGGUUCAUGACGCAGAUAGCGUUCGAUUUAACAGCAAAAUAUCCGCCAGUUGAACCGGAACCUUUCGCAGAAGGGAGGAUAAGGGCGGGCGCAGACGGGCAGCUGUGCUGCGACCUGCGGCGCGGCGAGCAGGGCGCGGCGCUGGCGCUGGCCGUCUGCGAGCGCUCCGCAGCCGCCGAGCAGCACUUCCUGCUCUCCUGGCACAAGGACAUCAGAUCUAAAGACAGGAAUAUGUGCUGGGAUGUCCCGGACUCCAGACCCGAGCAGCCCAUCAUCCUCUACUCCUGCCACCUUGGUGGAGGAAACCAGCUCUGGAGGUACCAUCCGGCGACAAAACAACUAAAACACGGCGGGAAUGAGAACUGCUUGGAAUGGGAGGCGAGUGGUCGCAAAGUGUUCAUCAACCGCUGCAGCGGCGCGCGCGCGCAGCAGUGGGACAUCGACACCGUCAAUCAACACGCUAUGGCGCGGUGGGACAAAACGUCACUCACAGUCACCGGCCCUUUUGAAGAUUAUUAAACUAUUUGCUCUUAAAAAUUAUAAUUUCAAUACAUUAGGUCAUAGAUGGUCAAAAUUUCGUUAUUUCACUAAAUUCAAGUAAACAAGGCAAUCUUGCUUUUUUUGCAUUGAUUGAGAAUUUAAAUAACCAUGGUACAAUUUACUUUAAUAAAAUUCAAAUGCUCAGAUGACGAUAUUGGUUAAAAAACUGAAAGUGUAAAUUUCGUUAAAACACUGAAUUAAAAAAACUUACAUCAUAAUCAAAAAGACUAAUGAAAAACAAAAAUGACAUAGUAACAGUAUAAAAAAAAAUAAAAGAUUGUAUACAUUUCAAUCAAGUAUCCAAGGCAAUAUUGAUUCUUUGCUGCUGAGAAUUUAUAUAACCUUGGGAACUACAAUUCUUUAUUGCUAUUGGAUAGGAUUUUAUUUCGCUUUCUUGCAUUUCCAAUUUACUCAUCUUCUUUGUUUAAUAGCGUGAAAGUACCUCUUACAGCGUACAUGUAGGGCUUUUUAUUAAAACAAUAAUUAUUUAAAAACCUGCUGUGAUUUCUGACAUUCCAUAAAGUGUGUGUUUAUUUCUGUAAAAAUUUCCUUGUGUGCGGUUUAGACUUCUACAAGGCUAUUGUGGGGCAAAAUAUGAAAUUAUGUUAUGCCACUUUUUACUUAUUUUAUACUCAAAGCCUGUCCCACCGAAUUGUAAAUUGUCUGAUAAUCGAACAUUUAAAAUAUGUGAUGGAAAUAUCGGGUUCCCUUAUCUAAAAGUGACGUCGUUUUUCAGCCAGUGGUGGGACAGGCCCUAAAUGUUUUAUAACUCAUGAUGUAUAUUUUUUGAAUUUUUAUUUUUAAAGUUCCUUUUUAAUGUUAUUUUUAUUUUAAUAUGACUGUAUUGAGAUUAGAUUAUUUUGUGUCAAUUUACAAUCGGUUAUUUUUAUCUGUAUUUUCUUUACUUAAAGAAGCUAUUUGAUGUUGAGAAGAAAGAUUAUAACUUUAUUAGGAAAAGUUGAAAUAAUUUAAAAUACUAGUGGAAAUGUUUAAUUGUUUGUAGACUAUGUUAGUUUUUGACUGAAAUGUGUACAAAAUGGUAGAUAUUUCAGUCAGGGUAGUAGCAGUUUGUUUUAAGUGUGGGCGUCGCCAAACGAAGAUCUAUGGGGGAGGGUAUAAUCAAGGGGGACUUAGGAAAAUAGUAAUGAAAAUCUAUCAAAUCGCUUAUUUAUUUAUAUACUGACUCUUUUAUUUAUCUAUCUAGGGAUUGCAUUUUGAUUUAAUCUUACUAAUAUUAUAA
Messenger RNA from Papilio polytes (common Mormon), 3222 nucleotides. Its product is annotated as N-acetylgalactosaminyltransferase 6-like. The record is from RefSeq and is a predicted model, not a curated record. Gene Ontology annotation, cellular component: Golgi apparatus. Lineage: Eukaryota; Metazoa; Arthropoda; Insecta; Lepidoptera; Papilionidae. The transcript is spliced from 13 exons. Bases 153 to 1961 code for a protein of 602 amino acids.